Vigna radiata var. radiata (mung bean) is the source of this 1113-nucleotide messenger RNA. RefSeq names its product chloroplast processing peptidase-like. Gene Ontology annotation, biological process: thylakoid membrane organization. Gene Ontology annotation, cellular component: chloroplast thylakoid membrane. The transcript has 5 exons. Lineage: Eukaryota; Viridiplantae; Streptophyta; Magnoliopsida; Fabales; Fabaceae. Bases 56 to 916 code for a protein of 286 amino acids. The record is from RefSeq and is a predicted model, not a curated record. Gene Ontology annotation, molecular function: serine-type endopeptidase activity.
CUUUGUACGAUGAUGUUGUAUCUCAAACUCCAACUCAACCAACCAACCAUAGAACAUGACUUCUCUCUCCGUCUUUCCCUCACUCCCAUCGCUUCAAAACCCUAACUUCACGCAUCCCCGCCUCUCCGAUUUCAUCUAUUUCCCUUUCAAUUCCACGCAAUCUUUCGCACCACUCUCUCGCCGUAAUUUCCUAUGCAGAGCUUUCAGAGAUCCCGGCGAGGACAUCAAAGCGGUCGUCAAGACCGAUGACGGCGGCGGCGGAGAUGGGGGUGGAGACGGUGGGGGGGACCGGGACUCGGAGAAAAAAGAAGGGCCUUUGCCGGAGUGGUUGAAUUUCACUACUGAUGACGCCAAAACGGUACUUGCUGCUAUCGCAAUUUCGCUUGCGUUUCGCACGUUCGUGGCGGAGCCUAGGUACAUUCCCUCGCUGUCAAUGUACCCUACAUUUGAUGUUGGCGAUAGAAUUGUUGCUGAAAAGGUUUCUUACUAUUUUAGAAAACCAUGUGCAAGUGACAUAGUGAUAUUCAAAAGCCCUCCUGUGCUCCAAGAAGUUGGAUAUAGUGAUGACGAUGUUUUUAUAAAGCGUGUGGUUGCAAAGGAAGGUGAUAUUGUGGAGGUCCGUAAAGGGCAUCUUGUAGUUAAUGGGGUUGAGAGGAAUGAAGACUACAUUCAUGAACCACCUGCAUAUGAGAUGAAACCCACACGUGUACCAGAGAAUUACGUGUUUGUGAUGGGAGACAAUCGCAAUAACAGCUAUGAUUCCCAUGUGUGGGGUCCCCUGCCAUCCAAGAACAUUAUAGGGAGAUCAGUAUUUCGAUAUUGGCCACCAAAUAGAAUUGCUGGCACAAUUUCUAAGGAUAGCUGCAGUGUUGAAACCACGCAGGAGAAUGCAGAGACUGCUCUACCUUCUCAAUGACCACACUUGCCAUCCAUUGCUGUGGAUUAUGUAAUGCCAAUUUUUGUAUUGUUAAUCUUAAUCUUAGGAAAGAAAUAGGACGUUUACUAAGUUGAAAAAACAUUUAUGUAAAUGCUCAUAAUUUAUGCAGAUGUAAAACAAUUUAUUUCAAACUUAACGACCAAGCUUUCUAUGAAUUUACUUUUUAUUCUUAGUUA